This is a messenger RNA of Corapipo altera (White-ruffed manakin), 8684 nucleotides long. It is a transcript of the gene VWF, whose product is annotated as von Willebrand factor. Gene Ontology annotation, molecular function: protein binding. Lineage: Eukaryota; Metazoa; Chordata; Aves; Passeriformes; Pipridae. Gene Ontology annotation, cellular component: extracellular matrix. The record is from RefSeq and is a predicted model, not a curated record. Gene Ontology annotation, biological process: cell-substrate adhesion; blood coagulation. Bases 89 to 8527 code for a protein of 2812 amino acids. The transcript has 52 exons.
CCAAAGCCAUUCCAGUCCUGAUUUCUGAAGCAACAGGGGAACAAUGGUGUUGUAGGCUAUAGGUGGAAACUGGAGGAGUUUCUUCUUCAUGUGCAAGAGGAAUCUCACACAGAAGAUGCUCCUCUUGGCAGUGCUGCAAACAAACCUACUGCUGGCCACUGUAGUCACAGGAUUAUCAGGCUCUUUGCCUCAGGAGUCAUCAGGUUCCCGUUGCAGCCUUUUUGGGAAUGAUCAUAUCAAAACUUUUGAUGGUUCUUUCUAUGAUUUUGCUGGGGACUGCAGCUACCUCCUUGCUGGGGACUGUCACAAGCACUCCUUCAUGCUCUUAGGUGAUUACCAGAAUGGGGAGAAAAUUGGCAUCUCUGUGUACCUCGGGGAAUAUUUCAAUAUCCGCUUCUCUUUAGAUGGAGCUGUGAUGCAGGAAGACAAAAGGGUUUCCAUACCUUUUGCCUCCAAUGGUAUAUUUAUAGAGAAGGAGGCAGGUUAUCAUAAAAUAUCCAGUGAUGAGCAUGGCUUUGUGGUGAAGAUUGAUAUCAGUGGAAACAUUCAGAUACUCCUUCAAGAAAAGCACUAUAAUAAGACCUGUGGGUUGUGUGGCAAUUUUAAUAAAUUCCUUGAAGAUGACUUCAGAACUCAGGAAGGGACCCUGGCGGGGAACAGUUAUGAUUUUGCAAACUCCUGGGCUUUGCACAGUGAAAACAAGCGCUGCAAGAGAGUGCAGACUCCAAGCAACACUUGCAACAUUUCAUCUGAUAUUGCAGAGAAGGGCAUCAUGGAAGCCUGCCAGCUGCUGAGAACAUCUUCCACCUUCUCCCGGUGCCACCAUCGAGUAGAUCCAGAACCCUACAUCAGUCUCUGUGAGAGAGACAUCUGUGCCUGCACCCACAUGGACUGUCACUGCCCAGCAUUCCUGGAUUACGCAAGGAGCUGUGCCCACGAAGGAGUGAUUUUGGAUGGGUGGCCUGAAGAGAGCUCAUGCAGGCCAAGAUGUCCAGUUGGCAUGGAGUAUAAAGAAUGUGUAUCCCCAUGUACCAAAACCUGCCAGAGCCUGAAUAUCAAUGAAGUGUGUCAUGGACAAUGUGUUGAUGGCUGCAGCUGCCCUGAGGGGCUGCUCCUUGAUGGUGAACACUGCAUUGAAAGCUCCGAGUGCUCCUGCAUCCACUCUGGAAAACAUUAUCCUCCUGGCUUCACCAUCUCCCAGGACUGCAACUCAUGCAUUUGUCGACGUGGCACCUGGCUCUGCAGCAAUGGGGAAUGCCCAGGAGAAUGCUCUGUCACUGGCCAGUCCCACUUCAAAAGCUUUGACAACAAGUAUUUCACCUUCAGCGGGAUUUGUCAGUACUUAUUUGCCAAGGAUUGCGUGGAAAAUUCCUUCUCUGUGAUCAUUGAGACGGUGCAGUGUGCAGAUGAUCCUGAUGCCGUGUGCACUCGCUCAGCUUCUGUCCGGAUCCGGGAUAUGGACAACAGCAUCAUUAAAAUGAAACAUGGUGGAGGAGUUUCACUGAAUGGACAAGACAUACAGAUCCCUUUGCUACAAGGUGCCCUCCGUAUCCAGCGUGUGGUGAGGACUUCAGUUCGCCUCUCCUAUGGGGAGCACCUGCAGAUUGACUGGGAUGGCCGUGGUGAACUCCUGGUGAAGCUGUCUCCAGUCUAUUCUGAAAGGAUGUGUGGCCUAUGUGGGAAUUACAAUGGAAACCAAGGGGAUGAUUUUCUUACACCUUCUGGCAUGGUGGAAUCUCUUCUGGAAGAUUUUGGAAACUCCUGGAAGCUCAAUGCAGACUGCCAAGACUUGUUAAAACAAGACAGUGACCCGUGCAACCUCAAUCCUCGUUUAGCCAAAUAUGCUGAGGACUCCUGCUCAAUUCUGAUGUCUCCUGCAUUUGAAACCUGUCACCAUGAAGUCAGUCCCACUCCCUACGUGAAGAACUGCCGCUUUGACGUUUGCUCCUGCUCCAGUGGCAAGGAUUGCCUGUGCUCUGCUAUUGCUAAUUAUGCAGCAGCCUGUGCCAGGAAGGGCAUCCUGGUCCAGUGGAGAGAACCUGACUUCUGCCCAAUGGCCUGUCCUGAAGGGCAGGUGUACCAGCAGUGCGGGACGCCGUGCAACCAGACCUGCCGCUCCCUGUCCUACCCGGAUGAGGACUGUGAGGAGCUCUGUGUGGAAGGCUGCUACUGUCCCCCUGGGCACUACCUGGACGAGCAUGAGCAGUGUGUGCCAAAGUCUCACUGCUCUUGUUACUAUGAUGGGGAGAUCUUCCAGCCAGAGGAUGUUUUUUCAGAUCAUUACACCAUGUGCUAUUGUGAAAAUGGCUUCAUGCACUGCAGUACAAACAGAGCUCCUGGUGCCUUCCUGCCUGAUGUUUUUGCUGAUGAGAGGCCAUCUGCCAGAAUAAAAAGGAGCCUCUUAUGCAGACCCCCCAUGGAAACGAUUUUGUGUCCUGCAAACAACCCAAGAGCAGAAGGAUUGGAGUGUGCCAAGACUUGCCAGAACUAUGACUUGGAGUGCAUCAGCCAUGGCUGCAUAUCUGGAUGUGCCUGUCCAAAAGGGAUGGUGCGACAUGAAAACAGGUGUGUUGCUCCUGAGAGAUGCCCGUGUUUCCACAAUGGAAGAGAAUAUGCCAAGGGAGAGACAGUGACUAAGGACUGCAACACCUGUGUGUGCCAGGGUCGGAAGUGGGAGUGCACCAAAAAUUUGUGUGAUGGCACCUGCACUGUUAUUGGCACAGCUCAUUACUUGACAUUUGAUGGACUGAAAUACAAGUUUCCAGGAAACUGUCUGUAUGUAUUAGUUCAGGAUUUCUGCAGGGAUGACUCUGGAACAUUCAGGAUACUAAUUGCAAAUGAAGGUUGUGGCUUCACUGGAGAAAAGUGCAGCAAAAGAGUUAUCCUUCUGUAUGGAGGAGGGGAAAUAGAGUUGUUUAAUGGAAAUGUGAACAUCAAGAUACCUCCUAAUGAUGAAAAUAAUUUAGAAGUCAUGAAGUCUGGCCGUUAUUACAUCAUUUUACUGGGCAAGAGCAUCAGUGUGACCUGGGAUCUGGCCAUGGGAGUCUCUGUUAUCUUAAAAGGCAAUUUCCAAGAUCAAGUGUGUGGUCUGUGUGGAAAUUUUGAUGGAAUCCAAAACAAUGAUUUGACCAGCAGCAGUGAACAUCUUGAAGUAGAUCCAGUUGACUUUGGGAAUUCUUGGAAAGUUAAUCCAUCCUGUGCUGAUGUUGAAAAGCCCAACCUGGAACAGACCUUGAUGUCUCCACUGUGUAAUGGAAACAUAGUGAAGCAGAUGAUGGUAGAAACAUCAUGCAGCAUUUUGUCUGGAGAUCUCUUCAAAGAAUGCAAAAAAUUUGUGAAUCCCGAGCCCUACAUAGACAUUUGCAUGUAUGACACUUGUGCUUGUGAAUCUAUUGGGGACUGUGCCUGUUUCUGUGACACCAUUGCAGCCUACGCUCAUGUCUGUGCACAGAAAGGGGUCGCUGUUCACUGGAGGUCACAGACCCUGUGCCCACAAAGCUGUGAGGACCUGAAUAAAAAUGAAUUAGACUAUCAGUGUGAAUGGAGAUAUAACAGCUGUGGGCCUGCUUGUCCUACAACGUGCCAACACCCACAGCCUUUGGAGUGUCCUCUGCAGUGUGUGGAAGGAUGCCAUGUACGCUGUCCUGCAGGGAAAAUACUUGAUGAACUGUCCCUGGAUUGUGUCAGUCCAGAAGACUGUCCCGUGUGUGCAGUUGGAGAUGACAAGAUCCCACAUGGAAGGAGAGUAGUUUUGAACAGAGAUGAUCUACAGCGCUGUCAAUCUUGUCUAUGUGAAGGGAAGAACUUAACCUGUGUAACCUGUGAGCCCGUGGAGAGCACCCUAACACUGACAACACCUAUUCCAGAGGAGGAUAUUGAGCGACCAGCCAGUGAAUACUCGUGCAGCAAGAUGAUGGACUUGGCCUUCCUAAUUGAUGGCUCCAAUAAACUGUCAGAGGAGGACUUUGAACAGCUGAAGUCUUUUGUAAUUGGUGUGAUGAAGAAACUCCACAUCUCCCAAAAGAAAAUCCGAGUGUCAGUUCUAGUGUAUAGGGGUGGUCCCACAAUCUAUCUUGGCCUUAAAGACAUUAAAACAAAUUCCCAGAUGAGAAAAAUUGUCCAAGGCAUAAAAUACACUGGUGAUAAAGAAGCAUCUGCCUCUGAAGUCCUUAAAUACACUGUGUUUCACGUGUUUGGAAAAGCAGAAAGGACCAAUGCUGCCAGAAUUGCAGUGCUAUUUAUAGCAAGCAAGUCUUCAGGAAAAGUCCGCGGCAUCCUCCAGCUAAUGAAGAACAGAGAUAUCGCAGUAAUACCUGUGGGGAUCGGGCCCCACAUCAAUGUGGAGCAAGUCAAGUUCAUUGAAAGGCAGUCACCACUUAAUAGAUCCUACCGAGUGAGCAAUGUUUUAGAACUAAUGGACAGGGGAGAUGAUCUCAUUGAUGGUCUCUGUGAACUGGGACCUGAAGAAAGUCCUCUGUUACUGGCUACAUCCGCUCCAACGAUGUCUGGUGUCCUACUUCCCCCUCUGGGAUCCACAGCCCCAUCACCCUCUUCAGCAAAGCCCCCUCCCCAAAAGCUGGAUAUUGCUUUUCUUGUGGAAGGCUCUGACAAUGUGGGGGAGGAAAAUUUCAAUAAAGUGAAGGAGUUCAUUGAGAAAGUGGUCACAGGAAUGAACGUGGGAUGGGACGAUAUUCAUGUUACAAUCAUGCAGUAUUCAGAGACUGUCACUCUGGAGUAUUCCUUUAGGGAAAUGCAGUCAAAGGAGGAUAUUAUUGAGAAGGUGAGGGGCAUACCCUUCCAAGGAGGGAAGGCUACCAACACUGGGAAUGCCCUCAAUUAUAUUUCCAAACACACAUUUACAACAGCGAAUGGGGGCAGGCAAGAUGUUCCUCGCUUGGUAUAUAUGGUGUCAUCCAGUCCUUCCACGGAUGUUAUCACACGACCCCCCAGGAGCAUAAAUGUUAUUCCCAUAGGCAUAACCCCUGGUGCAAAUAUCCAAGAGCUCAGAAGGAUCAGCCAACCUAAUAACCCAAUUAUCUUGAAUAGUUAUAACAGACUUAUUGAAGAAGCACCUGAAUUAGUGCUGCAGUCAUGCUGCUCUCACAGACGUUGGACCGAAAUUAUAGAGUUGUGCAACAAACCUAUGGAUGUCAUGUUUCUUCUGGAUGGCAGUUCCAAUAUUGGAGCAGCAGAGUUCGAGGAAAUGAAAAGCUUUGUGCGGGCAUUUACUGAAAGUGUCGUGAUCAGUGAUACUUCAAUUCAUGUGUCAGUUCUGCAAUAUGCCAGGGAAAAUAAUCUAGAAAUCUCGUGGAACGUGCCUCAAGAGACUGAAAGGCUUGUAGACAUGGUGCAGUCCAUUCAACAAAGGGAGCAAGGUCCCACCAGACUAGGAAAUGCCAUUGAUUUUGUAGUCCAGAAUGCAAUGUCAGAAUCCCACGGGGGCAGACCCAGCGCAUCAAAAGUUGCCAUAGUCAUCGUGUCGGGGAGGUCAGAAGACUCUGUGGAGGCUGCUGCUCUUUCUGCAAGACUCAACAGGGUAUCCCUUUUUCCAAUUGGUGUUGGGAACAGUUAUGAUGAAGAGCAACUAAGGACUUUGGCUGGACCAUCUGCUGCUACCAGAAUCAUGAAGCUCCAGAAUUUCGAAGAUUUAUCCACUAUGAUCACAUUGAAUAGCCAAUUUAUCAAAAAAGUGUGCAUGGACCCUGUCAGAGAAUGUAUGGAUGAGGAUGGAAACAAAAAAAAUCCUGGUGAUAAAUGGACAUUACCAGACCAGUGCCACACUGUAACAUGCUUUCCAGGAGAUUACACAGUUCUGGAGAGCCACCACAUUAACUGUGAGAGGAUGGCAAAGCCGGUGUGUCACAGCAACCUCCCUGCUGUGAAGGUUGAAGAAACGUGUGGCUGCCGCUGGAUGUGUCCGUGUGUCUGUAUGGGAAGUUCAUCUCGACACAUUGUCACCUUUGAUGGGCUGAAUUUUAAGCUGGCUGGCAAUUGCUCCUACACCUUGUUUCAAGACAUGCAACAUGAUGUUGAAGUUCUCCUCCAUGAAGGACCCUGCAGAGCAGCACCAAAGAUGAACUGCAUGGACUCCAUGGAAGUGAAACAUCGUGAUGUGUCUGUUCAGCUCUUCAGUAACAUGGCAGUGACUGUUAAUGGUGAAAGGGUUCGUAUCCCCUACUCUAACUCUUUGUUUGGAGUCACUGUCUAUGGAGCAGUAAUCCAUGAAAUCCAGUUCUUCCAUCUUGGACAUAAUCUCACAUUUACUCCAAUAAACAAUGAAUUUCUUCUUAAACUUAAUUCAAAGAGCUUUUCUUCAGGAACAAAAGGCCUUUGUGGGGUGUGUGACCAGAACCACGUCAACGACUUCACGUUACGCAAUGGCUCUGUCACUCCUGACAGCAGUGUGUUUAUCCAAGACUGGACAGUGGAAAAGCCAGGGAAAGUCUGUGAGAUCCGGAGGGAAGACAGGUGUUCUGAGCACGCCACGAGCCUCUGCCACCUCCUGCUCUCCGAUCGCUUUGUGGAGUGCCACAGGAUAAUCUCCCCCAACAUGUUCUACGAGGCCUGCAUGGAGAACAGCUGCUAUGAGGAUGAAGCCUGUGAGAUGAUAACUUCCUACGCUCACCUCUGCAGGGAGCACGACGUCUGCGUGCACUGGAGAACACCCGAGAUUUGUCCAAUGAAAUGUGCCACAUACUUGACAUAUGAUCACUGCCACGGAGCCUGCGUGAAGAGCUGUGAGAACAGUACCACAGUUAGUGUCUGCAAGGAUUAUCCCACAGAAGGCUGCUUCUGUCCAGAGGGACAGGUGAUUUUUGGUGACAGCUGUGUUAGUGAAGAAGUCUGCACACAGUGUGUCACUGAAGAUGGCACACGCCACCAGCACAUGGAAACAUGGAUUCCUGCUGAUGAGCCCUGCAUGAUCUGCACGUGUCUUGAUAACCAGAAAAUAAACUGCACGGUCCGACCUUGCCCAACUCUCAAACCUGCUCAGUGUGGUCCAUGUGAAAUCCCUCAUCUGCGCUGGGGCCCCGGCCAGUGCUGCCCCGAGUACGAGUGUGUCUGUGAUCUGGUUUCCUGUCAUUUGCCUCCUGCCCCUGUCUGUGAGUUUGGCCAGCAGAUUGCUCUGACCAACCCGGGAGAAUGCAGACCAAAUUAUACAUGUGCCUGCAACAGGGAAGCAUGCAGCUCAAUUCCAAGACCUUCCUGCCCACCGCAUCGGGAGCUGACUGUUACGAAGACCGAGUGCUGUGAUAAAUAUGAGUGUACCUGCAACUGUAGGAACUCAACAGUGAGCUGCCCUUUGGGAUAUCUCUCCACGUCUCUCACCAAUGACUGUGGCUGUGUAUCCACCACCUGCGUUCCAGACAGGGUGUGUGUGCACAACAACAUAAUCUACUCCGUUGGAACGACCUGGGAAGAUGGUUGCAGGGAAUGCUCUUGCACUGGUAUGAGGGAUGAUGUUACGGGACUUCAGAUGAUGGAAUGUCGUGACAAAGUGUGUAACACGUUCUGCUCUCGGGGAUACAAGUAUGUUGUCCCAGAAGGGGAGUGCUGUGGGAGGUGCCAGAAGGUUGCCUGUGAGGAGCCCCGGUUUCGGCCUCGGGGGGAUGCAGAUCCUCCUUUGUAUCAGGUCGGCUCAGAGUGGCGAUCCCCCUUCAACCGCUGCGUUAUCAACUCCUGUGUCCAGGUGAACAAUGAGGUUUUUGUGCAGGAAAAGAAUGUUUCUUGUGCUCAGAUGGAUGUGCCUGCCUGCCCAGAGGGAACUGAGCUGCAGUGCAACCAAAUAAUUGACUGCUGUCCUUCCUGCAGAUGUGUCCCCUUGAAUGGUUGUCCUUUGAAUGGCACUAUAAUUGGGGCUGGGAGGCGCCUGAUGGUGGAUCAGUGCACAACAUGUGACUGCUACUUCCAGCCAAUGCCUCGGAAAUACACUCUGAGGUGUACAAAAGUGAGCUGCCCACCAUGCCCAGGGAAUUACAGAAGGCAGGAUAUCCCUGGCUCUUGCUGUGGAAAAUGUGUGCCAACUUCUUGUACCAUCAGGGUGAAAGAUGGAAGGAUUCAAUAUCUUCAGCCAAAUGAAACCCUUCAGGAUGGCUGUGACAGUCACUCCUGCAGAGUCAAUGAGAAAGGGGAAUUUGUCUGGGAAAGGAGAAUCACGAGCUGUCCUCCAUUUGAUUCCAGAAGAUGCUUGGCUGAAGGAGGCAGAAUUGCAAAAAUUGGUAACACCUGCUGUGACACAUGUGUGGAAGUGGAAUGUCGGCCAGUAAGUACCAGACUGCAGUAUGGGAAUAUCAACGGAUGUGUGGCUGAAAGGGAAGUGCCCAUUUCUCAUUGUGAGGGCAAGUGCAGAAGCAACACCAGGUACUCUCUCGAGACAGAGAAAUGGGAAGACCUGUGCAGCUGCUGUAAGGCCACUCAAACCACCACAGUCACGAUCCCGUUCCGAUGUGCCAACGGGUCAGUGGUGCAGCACUACAUCCCUUCUGCCUCCCAGUGUGAAUGCUACUCUCGGAAGUGUACAGAAUGAGUCUUUCCCAGAAGCCUAGUUGUUUAAUCUGAAGUUUUAUCAUGAAGGAACUUCACAGUGCAAGCCUCAUUUUCUCUGUAGACUGUCUUAUCCUGUAGAAUCCUGACUAACUAAUUGUAUCAACACAGCAAACAAUAAAACUUACUAGCACAACAGA